GACCACUCUCUGUAGCUCUGUCUGCGCGAAGCCUCCAUCCGUUGGAGGCAGCUCGCGCCCCGUUUAUUGCCCUGCUCCGUCUUCCCCUCGGGCACACAGGGCGCUUCGAUGGUGGGGCCGGUCCGGCAUGCGUGGAUCCAGUGCCGCCCCUGCUGCAGGGCGCGCCUCCGGGGACAAUCCUCGAACCGUUCCCGCCGCUUGUUGGGGGAGAAAAUUCUGCGGGCGGAAGUAGUGUUGAUAUGUUUCUCCCCGGGGCCGCGAGUAGCGGUGGCGGCGGUCCGCCGCGGCGCCCGGGCGGAAAUGGCGAGGACGACCAAGGUCAUAUCCACUGUAAGAGUGAUGUCUGGGAGGUCUGGAACAUCGCAACUUGUCAUGCAAAACUUGGAUCGUACAGAUGAAGUCUGUGUUGCAUGAACGACUGCCGUGAAUGUUUCCCUAAUAUUGUUCUUGCCGAGAGAAUAAAACGAAAAGCCAAUCUCUCAUGCGGAAUAGGCAUGUAGAAGCCGCCACCCAAAUCGAACUUGGAGAAACGAGCUUGCCUUCGCCAAACGGCGCGAGCAC
Messenger RNA from Amoebophrya sp. A120, 561 nucleotides. Lineage: Eukaryota; Dinophyceae; Syndiniales; Amoebophryaceae. The record is from the annotation of a GenBank genome assembly.